Messenger RNA from Brassica oleracea var. oleracea, 897 nucleotides. RefSeq names its product glutathione S-transferase T3-like. NCBI's taxonomy places the organism in Eukaryota, Viridiplantae, Streptophyta, Magnoliopsida, Brassicales, Brassicaceae. The transcript has 3 exons. Bases 1 to 897 code for a protein of 298 amino acids. The record is from RefSeq and is a predicted model, not a curated record.
AUGGAUUCCAAUUCAUAUAAGCAGAUCUCAAACUUUGUUGACCUUUUGAAUAGUCAGCAAGACACUGUCUUUGGUUAUGUUCAAGACAAUGUCGAAGUUUCUUCCUCCCAAAUCCCUUUCUUUACCAGUCGAGCGAAGGAAGAAGACAGUCCUGCAGAGCGAGGGGAAAGGAUGACAUGGACACCAGUAGAUGAUAUUGCCCUCAUCAGCGCUUGGCUAAACACAAGCAAAGACCCAAUUGUGGGCAAUGAGCAAAGAGCUGGUUCUGAAGUGAGAGAAGCUAGUCAUUGUAAGCAGAGGUGGCAGAAGAUCAACGAUCAAGUCAACAAGUUUUGUGGGUCGUAUGAAGCUGCUAGUCGAGAGAGAAGUAGCGGCCAAAACGAGACUGAUGUUCUCAAACUUGCUCAUGAGAUCUUCUACAACAAUCACAAAAAGAAGUUCACUCUUGAGCACGCAUGGAAGGAGUUGCGGAAUGGCCAGAAAUGGUGUGACUUGUCUGGUUCUAAAACCAAAGGAAGCGCUAAGAGGAGAAAUUUGUUUGAUGACAGUGCACAAUCAUCAAGCUCGCACGCAUUUGAAGCCACCACUGGUGAAGAUAAGCAAGCAACCAUUAGGCCAGCGGGUGUUAAGGCAUUAAAGGGACAUGGUAAGAAGACAAUGGCUGAGGGUAAGGCGCUCAAUGAGGUUCAGAUUAUGUGGACAAUCAAAAAGGAGGACUUGGCUGUCAAAGAGAGGCUGUCGAAGAUGAGGCUUCUUGACUCAUUACUCGCUAAACAAGAGCUAGCUGAGUAUGAAGAAGAGCUGAAGAAGAAGUUCAUUACCGAGUUGCUGUCUAGUUACGGAGUGAAAAUGGAAGCAUCAAGAGUCGAAGAAUCACGGAGUGGAAGCAGCAGUUAA